Molecule: messenger RNA, 2999 nt
Organism: Pseudopipra pipra
Lineage: Eukaryota; Metazoa; Chordata; Aves; Passeriformes; Pipridae
Gene: FA2H
Product: fatty acid 2-hydroxylase
Exons: 7
Coding region: 1080-2234 (384 amino acids)
Biological process (GO): lipid biosynthetic process; fatty acid metabolic process
Cellular component (GO): endoplasmic reticulum; membrane
Molecular function (GO): heme binding; fatty acid 2-hydroxylase activity; iron ion binding
Source: RefSeq, a predicted model, not a curated record
UCCGGGAUGGACAGGGGUUAUGGGGUGCCCCAGGACCCGGAACUGGCAGGUACAGAGGCUAUAGGGUGCCCCAUGUCCCGAACCGGGAUGUGCAGGGUCUCUCUAGGGUGCCCCAUGUCCCGAACCGAGAUGUACAGGGUCUCUCUAAGGUGCCCCAGGCCCUGAGUCCAGCAUGCAUAGAGUUUUGAUAGGGUGCCCCAGCUCUGUGGGACCUGAGCUGUGCAGGGUCAGUAGGGCAUCCAAGGUCCAGGUUUCUCAGAGUCUGAGCUGUUCAAGAGGCUGUAUAGAGUCUGGGGUGUACAGGGCAUGGAGUUUUUGGGGUGUAUGUGGUGUAUAGCAUGUAUAGUGCAUCCAGGUCUGAGCUGUAUGAGACAUGGUGUGUGUUGGGUCUGAGCAGCAUGGAACCCUUAGGACCGGGCCCUGUAGGGUCUGGGGUGAACAGCAUGUGAAGGGUGAAGGGGACAGGGGAUGUUUGAGGCUCCCAAGGUCCUGCAUGGGUGGUGCCUGAGGUGUACAGGGUGCCAAGGUCCCAAGUGCAUGGGGCACACUGGCUCCCAGGAGGCCUGAGGGGGACCCCAAGGCACACAGAGCCCAGGCCCCUCAGGGCCCACGACAGACCAUGUGCCAAGUGCACAGAGCCUGGUAGCUACAGGGUCCCACUCCAUGGCCACACCCCUCCCUGUAGGGAGAUAGGGCUGAUGGGUGAUCCUUGGGUGCCAGCAUGGCAUGGAAGGUUUGGGGUCUUUGGAGGGUUGCAGGAGAUGGAGCUCAGUGUCAGUUUUAGCAGGACUGUGUGGCACGAGAUGGGCAAUGGGGCAGGACACCCUUCCUGACUGUCAGCACUCGACCAGGGACCACUGGUGGGCUUGCUGGUGGUGAGCAGCCAGUGCUGGGGAGAGGAGCCCAGCUGCCUCCCUAACCGCCUAGCAUGGGCCAUGGGUGGCUGUGACACAGCUCUGUCCCCACUGUGCCCGCCCCGGGCUGCCCAGGCAGAAAGGAAAGUGCCCUGGGCAAGUGCCACCAUGUGGCACUGGGCACUACCCCCCAACUACUGACCCUCCCAGCACACCGUGGGCAGGAUGCUGAGCAGCGGGGCCAGCCCAGCCCCCUUUGCCAGCCCAGCGGCCGCGUUCCCCUCUCGGCAUCCCGGCGAGGUCGGUGACCGCUCGGUCCCUCUGGCCGGUUGUUUGCGCUCGCUGGUUGUUCUCCCCGUGGCGCAGCCUCGGCCCCAGCGCCACAGACAGGGCUUUGUUUCAGCCUCAGCGCAAUGCCUGCACUUUCUCCAGAUGGAUCCUAGCGACGGCACCUCCUCUGUUGGGACACUCGCGGAGCCGCCGCCUCCUCGCAGGCGUGACGAGCCCAGCGGGCUGGGGCGAAGGAAGAGCCUCUCUGAAACAGUGGAUGAGAAGGUGGUGGAUGCUGCAGCCCAGAUCCCAGAGCAGACAGAUCUUUGCUACAAAACAGUGGAUGUGGAAAAGGACCUGGUAGACUGGCAGAAGCCCCUGCUGUGGCAGGUGGGCUACUUAGGGGAGAAGUACGACGAGUGGGUGCACCAACCCGUGGAUCGGCCCAUCCGCCUCUUCCACUCGGACAUCCUUGAGUCCCUCUCCAAGACAGCGUGGUACGUGGUGUUCCUGGUGUGGACGCCCGUGGUGCUCUAUCUCAGCUGGUUCAGCUACACCUCCCUCGCUCAGGGCAACACCAGGCUCUUCUCCUCCUUCACCACAGAGUACUCCAUCCCUGUCCACAAAUACUACUUCCCCUUCAUCUUCCUCCUGGGGAUGUUCCUGUGGUCCCUGCUAGAGUACCUCAUCCAUCGCUUUGUCUUCCACAUGAAGCCACCCGCUAGUAACUACUAUCUCAUCACCUUGCAUUUCUUGCUGCAUGGGCAGCAUCACAAGUCUCCCUUCGACAGCUCCCGCCUGGUCUUCCCUCCCGUGCCGGCCUCGCUGGUGAUCGGCUUCUUCUACGGCGUCCUGCGGCUCCUGCUGCCCGAGGUGCUGGGGCUCUCCGUGUUCGUCGGGGGGCUCUGUGGCUACGUCAUCUACGACAUGAUGCACUAUUACCUCCACUACGGCUCGCCCAGAAAAGGCACCUACCUGUAUGGCCUGAAGGCUUAUCACGUCAAGCACCACUUUGAGCACCAAAGAUCAGGCUUUGGCAUCAGCACACGCUUCUGGGAUUACCCCUUCCGGACACUCAUCCCCGAGGAGACCUUCAAGAAAGAGGACUGACAGCCCCAGCACAGUGCCUGGCUCCCAGCUCCGUCCCCCCUGGGCUGGGGUCGGUCCCUCCCCAGCCCUCGGCAAGGCCAGCUGGUCCCUGCCCCCUUCCUGGGGCUGUGCCACAGCAGUGGCUCCACACUGGACCAUCCUCCCAGAGUGCUGUGGUUCAGCUGUGGCACGGCCAAGGGGAUGGGGGACUGAGGGUGUGAAGAGGUUCUGGGGCCCCCUGGGGGGCUCCUGCCCCUCCCUUGGUGCCCUCCUGCUCCAGGCCAUGGAUGCACAGGCAGAUCUGCUGCCUGAGAGAUGAAGUGCCUGGUGCUGCCCUCCGUCCUCUGCCCUGGCCCCUGAGGCCCCUGUUCCUCCCAGAGUGCUCUCCCUCUCCAGGGCUGCAGUUAACCCCAUCCCCUAACUCCUUCCGAGGGGAUUCUGUAUCCUGGGUCCUUCUCCCGGCCCGAUCUCAGCACAGGGUUUUCUUGGCCUGCAGCCCUUUUGGGGGGUCCUGCAGGUCUGGAUUGUGCCUUUUUCUAACCAGUGCACCCGUAUCUCUCUGCCAGAUUUAUCAAGUUCAUGGUUUUUGUAGACAUUGGCUACUUGAAACUCAAACUCCAAUGAACAGAAUUACUAUGAGAUGCCUUUUUUUGCUGAUCCUGUGAUUUUAUUUUUUAUUAUUUUUUUCCCUAAUGUUUACUGCAGAUAUUUAAAGGUUUGGAAUAAAUUUAUAUGUAAAACUUAGACACUACAAUUGUAAAUAAACUGUAUAUUUUGAAAAAUAAA